ACUCGCUAGGCGCACCGGCUCCCCAGACCAGAAACAUCGCACUAUGGCCUCGCUGUAAGCCUACUGAAACGCCCGUUGUGUACAUACCUCACCGGCAAUCCGUCACCAUCGACGCCUUGAUCAUGGACCUCCGGUCCAGAGGCUUUUUUCGGGGCCAUCGGAGUUGCCAAUAGUGCUCCUGAAGUGCUAUAUUGAUUUUGUGUAUUGUCACUUUUGCACGCUCCGGGGAUUUAAAUAGCAAGUGACAGUAGUAGCACUCACUCCAUCUGCCAGCUAGCUAGCUAGCUCGCUAAGUCAAUAGCUAAGAAGGGCAUCACUUUCCUUUUGGAGUAAAGGACAAGAAAACAACACCUCUGUUUUCUUUAACAGAAGAUAGGGCUUCAGUGGCUGAUUCCCCGUCUUCCAAUCUAACCACACAGGCAUUAUUGAUUCCCGAUAGGCUGGCAAGGCAGCGCCACCCUAAUGCAGAACCACAAAAGCACGUGAAAUGAACAAACCACCGCAGCCUAUAACGGGACCCACCUCUGUCCCACAUCCUGCCCCUUCCCCUGGAUUGACACAGGCUGCCUAUGCCCCGGGACAGCCCCCUUCUCUUGUAUUUGCCACCCCACCUCCACAAAUGAACUCUGCACCACAACCAAGACAGUUUGCUGCAGGGCCCCGUGCUUUACACCAACAGGGUGGAUACAGAGCAUUACAGGGUUACUAUCAGAACCGGCCGGCAGUGCCCACCAGUGCUCCUAGGGUCCAGACCAGUAGUGGCCCACGACCUGUAGGACCCCCUCAUCUCUACCCACCUGGCUCCCAGACGAUGAUGAUGAUUCCCCAGCAGCAGCUGUCCUUUGCUGGGUCCCCUCAGGGCUACUUCAUCCCUUCUGGACAGUAUCGUGCCCCGUACAUGCCUCCGACUCAACAGUAUCCUGUGACCAGUGGCACGGCAGGCUUCUAUCCUGGAACUAGCCCUGCUGAAUACCCUGCUUAUGAGCCCUCUCUUGCUGCGAGGGAGAGGCGGGGUGGUGGGGGGAGAGGGGGCGGGCGAGAGAACGGGCGUCUCUCUCUCCAUGGUGCUCCUCUCACCUCCCAGCGCUACCCCGCAGGCGCAUACUAUCCAGCUCAGCCCCAAUACUCGCCAUCUGUCCAGCCUGCGCCAGUCAUGAUCAACCCCGCCCAGCAGCAGCAACAAGCUCCGCCUCCUCAGCAACCACCGGUGCAGCCACAAGGCCCACCCAAGAGGGAACGCAAACCGAUCACAAUACGAGAUCCCAAUCAGGGUGGGCGCGAUAUCACAGAGGAAAUAAUGUCAGGUGGAAGGUCCACCUCCACACCAACUCCCCCACAGGCCUCCAUAUCAGAUGGAGCAGCUACCCAGACCAACGGUGAAGUUACACAACCUGUCACUGCGGUGACAAGAACAGAUGAAAACAUGGAACCUGCUGCUACAGCUGAAACCCCACCUCCUCCGCCCACAGCUGAAACCCCACCUCCUCCUGCCACAGAGAACCCAGAACCUGUGGUCGAGGCCAAACAGGAAAUGGACAGCCAGACGGUUUCGCCCACAGAGUUGGCCACACAAUGUGUGGCCUCUGUGCCAGUUAUUGAGGUGCCGACCCCGCUGGCAGAGGACCAGCAGCCUCCGUCUUCCCUCCCUCCUGCUGCAGUCUGCACCCCUCCUCUUGCAGAUACAGUAGCUAAAGUAGGUGACACAGUAGAUGCUCCUGUUGGCCCGGCUGUGACAUCAGCAGCAAAAGAGAUCCCUGCCAAAGAGGAGGAUCCACAGAUUGCUCCAGUAGCAGCUGAGAAGGCACCAGAGAAGAAAGUGGAGGAGGUGAAGAAAUUGGAAAAGGAGGAUCCGGUGGCCACAACCAAGUCGGAACCAGAGCCUGCAGUUGAGGUCACAAAGACAGAGACCCCUCCUCCCAUGGCGGUUGAAGAAGCUGCUAGUCUAGCUACAAAGGCAGCGGCAGAAGCCUCCUCUGAGUCUGUUGUCAAGCUUCCAGUCUCUGCACAGGAACCUGCUGCUCCACUGACCCAGAAUCCUGCCCCCAGCUCUGCCCCUGAGGCCAAACCCACACCGGCUCACACAGCAGAGCCUCUUCUCUCCAAUGGCCUUCCUCAGGACACUGAUGAACUGUCUGAGGAUAUGGCAUUUCCAGACAUUACACCUGUCGCCAAGUCAGACACCUCUCAAUCUCAGGAAACCACAUCCGUGGCUACUAUGGCAAUGCCAGCCCAGGAUCAGAAGGAGGAGAAGAAACUGGAAGAAGAGAAAGAGAAAGGUGAGGAUGACCCCUCUGCCUCUGUCAGCUGCCCCGCAGAGGAAUCUACUAUGCAAGCUGCUGUGUCUGUGCCAAAGAUGAGGAACAUGAAAGAGCUUAACAAGAAGGAGGCCAGUGGAGACCUCCCGGAUGCCUUCAAAGAGGAACAGGAGGACAAGACUGCCUCUGAACCCUCUUCCACUCAGGCUGACUCUGUCCCUGCCGCCCCAGCUGCCCCUCCCUCUGAGGUUGCAGAUGAGACCUGGGAAGAGAAAGAGGACAAGCAGAAUGCAGAACCUAGCAAGCCUAAAACCACACCUGAGCCCACCGAGCAGAAAUACCAGUACAAAGAAGAACAAUGGAAGCCGAUUAACCCAGAGGAGAAGAAGCGGUACGACAGAGAAUUCCUGCUGGGCUUCCAGUUUAUCAGCGCUAGUAUGCACAAACCAGAGGGCCUGCCUGUCAUCAGUGAUGUUGUGCUGGACAAGGCAAAUAAGACUCCUCUGCGUCCAGCUGACCCAGCUCGUCUGAUGAACGUCGGUCCAGAUUUUACUCCCUCAUACUUGGGGAACCUUGGGAGCAGGUCAGCAGGAGGACCAAGGGGCCCACCCCCCGGGCCACGUCGCUCCCAACAGGGCCAGAGGAAAGAACCCAGAAAGAUCAUUACCAGCAUGUCCCUCAACGAUGACGUGCAGCUCAACAAGGCUGAGAAGGCCUGGAAGCCCUCUGUGAAGAAGUCUACCCGUAACCGUGCACCAGAAGAGUCUGAGGAAGAUGACCCAGAGCACAUCAAGACUCAGGAGCUGUUCAAGCGUGUGCGCAGCAUCCUCAACAAACUGACCCCGCAGAUGUUCCAGCAGCUGAUGAAACAGGUGACUGAGCUAACAAUCGACACAGAGGAGAGGCUAAAGGGAGUCAUCGACCUCAUCUUUGAGAAGGCCAUCUCCGAACCCAACUUCUCUGUGGCCUAUGCCAACAUGUGCCGCUGCCUUAUAGCGUUGAAAGUCCCCACCACAGAUAAGAAGUUAGGAUCCACUGUGAACUUCCGCAAGCUGCUGCUUAACCGCUGCCAGAAGGAGUUUGAGAAGGACCAGGAUGACGACGAGAUCUUGGAGAAGAAGCAAAAGGAGUUGGAGGCUGCAAAAGACGAGGAGGAAAGUGAGCGCCUGAAGGUGGAGCUGGAGGAGGCUAGGGACAAGGCCCGCCGACGUUCACUGGGUAACAUCAAGUUCAUAGGUGAGCUGUUCAAGCUGAAGAUGCUGACAGAGGCCAUCAUGCAUGACUGUGUGGUGAAACUAUUGAAGAAUCACGAUGAGGAGUCACUGGAAUGCCUCUGCAGGCUACUGUCCACAAUUGGCAAGGACCUGGACUUUGAGAAGGCCAAGCCACGCAUGGAUCAGUAUUUUAACCAGAUGGACAAAAUCAUCAAGGAGAGAAAGACCUCAUCCAGAAUUCGCUUCAUGCUGCAGGACGUCCUGGACCUCAGAAGGAGUAACUGGGUGCCUCGCAGAGGAGACCAGGGCCCUAAAACAAUUGACCAAAUCCACAAGGAGGCAGAGAUGGAGGAACACCGGGAGCAGAUCAAGGUCCAGCAGCAGCUCCUCUCAAAGAAGGAUGGAGGAGGAAGGAUGGGAGGGAGCAUGGGUGGCCGAGGGCCACACACUCCAGGAGGCAGCCGGGGUAGCCAGCCUCAGGAUGAAGGGUGGAACACGGUGCCCAUCUCUACCAAGAACAGACCUAUCGAUACCUCCCGCCUUAGCAAGAUCACAAAGCCUGGCGCACUGGACUUCAACAAUCAGCUGCUUGCUCCAGGUGGCAAAGGCAUGUGGGGCAGCUGGGGCAAAGGCAGCAGCGGUGGAAUAGGAGCUAAACCAGCCAGCGGAGAGCAAGACUCCGGUCGUCCGGCUACCAGCACCCUAAACCGCUUCUCGGCUCUUCAGCAGUCUGCAUCCUUGUUAUCUUCCACAGACUCUGACCACCGAGUUCCUCAGAGGUCUAGUUCCAGCCGUGAGCGUGGCGGGGACAGGGACAGGUUUGACCGCUUUGACCGGCGUGAGGGACGUGAGGGACGUGAGGGACGUGACGACAGGGGCAACAGGAACCCAAUCAGCAAGCGCAGCUUCAGCAGAGAGUCAGAGGAACGUGGCGGAAGGGGGGGAGACAGCCGGGCUUCAACUGAACCUGUGCGCCGUGUGGCCAGCAUGACUGACGACAGGGACAGAGGAAGCCGGGACAGGGCUGCAAGCAAAGAGCCUGCAGUAAAACGUGAAAGCGCCCCCACUCCUCCCCCUGCUCUCUCUAAACCGGCCUUGACUGAAGAGGAGGUUGAGAAGAAGUCCACUGCUAUCAUUGAAGAGUACCUCCACAUCAAUGACUUGAAGGAGGCGUCGCAGUGCGUGGCAGAGCUGAACAGCGCCUCGCUCCUCUUUGUGUUUGUGCGGAACGGCCUAGAGUCGACACUCGAACGCAGCACCAUUGCCAGGGAGCACAUGGGUCUGCUGUUGCACCACCUCGUCAAGACAGGGAUACUGCCUACUCAGCAGUACUAUAAAGGGCUACAAGAGAUCCUGGAGGCAGCAGAGGACAUGGCCAUAGAUAUACCCCAUAUUUGGCUCUACCUGGCUGAGCUCAUCACCCCAAUGCUCCAUGAGGGAGGCAUUCCCAUGGGACAGCUCUUCAGGGAGAUCUCAAAGCCUCUAGUGCCUCUGGAGAAGGCUGGCGUGUUGCUGGUACAGAUCCUCACCUCACUUUGCAAAGGAAUGACCCAGAAGAAGGUUGGGGCUAUGUGGAUGGAGGCUGGGCUGAAUUGGAGAGAUUUCCUGCCCAACCAUGAGGAUGUCAAUAAGUUUGUGACUGAUGAGAAGGUGGAGUUCACAGUGGGGGAGCAGUCAGAGUCAGAGGCAACCAACAAGAAGAAGGUCUUAAGUUCAGAGGAGCUAAGCAAACAGCUGGAUAGACUUUUCCAGGACAAGGCCAACAACCAGCGUAUCCGUGACUGGGUUGAGGCUAACUUGGAUGAGCAGCAAACUGCUGCCAACCAGUUUGUGCGUGCGCUGAUGACAUCCGUGUGUCAGUCUGCCAUUAUAUGUGAGAACCCAUACAAGGUGGAUGUGGAGCAAAUUACCCAGAGGGCCAGUCUGCUGCAGCGAUACCUGUGUGACGAGCAGAAAGAGCUUCAGGCACUUUAUGCCCUGCAGGCGCUGAUGGUGCAUAUGGAGCAGCCAGCAAACCUGCUGCGCAUGUUCUUUGAUACCCUGUACGAUGAGGAUGUCAUCAAAGAGGAGGCGUUUUACAAAUGGGAGUCCAGCAAAGACCCUGCUGAGCAGACGGGCAAGGGUGUGGCCUUGAAAUCAGUCACCGCCUUCUUCACCUGGCUUCGAGAGGCUGAAGAAGAGUCUGAUAAGGACUGAAGAUUCAACUGAAUGCCGCCCCCCCUCCCUUCCCCUCCUCCCUCUUUGGCAGGGUGUGGGCUUUGCAGGUGGCUGCAGAGAGUAAUGGACUUAUUGCCUAAGAGGCGGACUCAAUCAAUCCUCAAUGAGGAUAAAUCUUUUUUUGAGGGAAGGACUCAUGAAAAACAAUCAUUUCUCUUUCUCUGCCCUCCCUCUCUUGCUUCCUCACCCCCCACCACCACCACCACCACCUAUGUCACAGCAAGUGUCCUCUUUAUGAAAUAAACCUGAAAAAUGAUUCAGCAGGAUUGCUUGUUAACUAUGCGUGAAAUAUCCCAUGUCACUGCAGAGACAUUUUGACUUUUUCAAAAAAAAAAAAGUAACAAUAAUAAUAAUACAAACCAACAUGCUGCUCUUUUUAUGGUUCUAGAUAAUUAUUUUGCCUAACAUCCCAUAUGACACACAAGUAAACAUCUAGGCGUGUCAUAUAGUGUGUUUCCAGAAAUGGGUAUCAUGCUAUAAUGAGUAUGAUAUCUAAAUACAGAACUCUUAAUGUCUUUUGUCCCUUACUGAAGUGUGCAGCAUGAUUGAAGUGUGUUUCUAUUAAUGAUACAGUGGGAGAAACAUUGAUAGACAAAUGUAUGUUGCUAACUAAUCAUAAUUUGAUGGAUGGAGUUUUUAAGCAAAGCUUGUCUUUCUUUUUUUCCACUUCCUGUUUACUACAAUGGGACCUGUGAGGAUAGAAACACGGAGGACUGAUUGUGACCCUUGACCUUGACUACUCGGGGGUGGUUUUAAUGCUUCCUCUAAGCCAUCCUUUCUCCCAUCCCCAGUAGGGAACCAACCUGACUGACGCGUCAUCUUUACCUCUUCUGUACUUAACCAGAGCUGUUGGGGCUCUAUCCCUCCACUGUGGUCAGGGAGCCCCUGUAGAGGACACUUAAUGACUCAAUCACCAUUAAAACUUGAAACCUACAGAAAUUGACUUGAUGAAAUAUAUAAGUUUAAAAAAAAAAAAAAAAAAAAAGCAGAAAUGAUCCGAAAGCCUUUUCUACUCUUAAGUGGAAACACAUUUCAGGAGCGUUCUGUAAAUAUAUAAUGAAAA
Molecule: messenger RNA, 6749 nt
Organism: Myripristis murdjan (pinecone soldierfish)
Lineage: Eukaryota; Metazoa; Chordata; Actinopteri; Holocentriformes; Holocentridae
Gene: eif4g1a
Product: eukaryotic translation initiation factor 4 gamma, 1a
Exons: 33
Coding region: 488-5665 (1725 amino acids)
Cellular component (GO): eukaryotic translation initiation factor 4F complex
Molecular function (GO): translation initiation factor activity; protein binding; mRNA binding
Source: RefSeq, a predicted model, not a curated record